AGUACCUCCUCUCUUCCACUCCUUCAUCACCUCACUGCACCCACCCUCACCCUCACCCUGAUUGCCUCCACCGAAUUACUUCCCAUGGCCACCGACUCUCGCAAGCGCCUCGCGCUGAGCAUCUGCGACUUUCUCGCGACCAGCCUUAAGGACGGCACGCUGCAGCCCGAAGACGCCGACUCGGUCGAGAUUGCCACCAACUGCAUCGCCGACAUAUUCCACGUCGACCCCUCCGAUCACGCCGCAGUCCAGGAUGCCCUCGGCGGCCAGAGUCUGCUCGCCAUCUUUGGCGUCUAUGAGAAGCUGAAAGGCAAGUCUGCCCCUGCGGCCCCAAGCGCUGCUGCCAGCGACAAGUCCGUGGCUCCCGGGUCGCCUACCGACGAGAGCGAGAAGCUCAAGGGCAUGGGCAACGCCGCCAUGCAGAAGAAGGACUAUCAAACAGCCGUCGAUCACUACACCAAGGCUCUCGAGAUCUGCCCUCUCAAUCCCAUCUACUUGUCAAACAGAGCCGCCGCAUACAGCGCCAUGAGUCAACACGAGUUUGCCAAAAACGAUGCCGAGCUCGCCACUGCCACGGACCCAAAGUACCCCAAGGCCUGGUCACGACUUGGGCUUGCCAGGUUUGCGCUGGGUGAUGCCAAGGGUGCAAUGGACGCCUACAAACAGGGCAUCGAUGCCGAGGGUAACGGUGGCAGUGAUGCAAUGAAGAAGGGCUACGAGACUGCCAAGCGCAAGGCUGCAGAGCAGGAGCAAGACGAAGACAAUGGUGAAGUCGCUGCGCAGGAGUCGACCAGAGGCGGAGCAGGUGCUGCCACUGGUGGAGGAAUGCCCGAUCUGGCCAGCAUGUUUGGUGGAGGAGGCGCAGGCGGCAUGCCGGAUCUCGGGUCUCUGAUGCAGAAUCCCAUGAUGAGGCAAAUGGCACAGAACUUGAUGAGCAACCCAGACAUGAUGAAUAACAUCAUGAACAACCCCCGACUCCGAGAAAUGGCCGGUCAAUUUGGCGGUGGCGGUGGCGGUGGUGCCGGCGGUGGCGCUGGAAGCGGGGGCAUGCCCGAUCUGAGCUCACUCAUGAACGAUCCCAACAUUGCAGAUCUUGCCAGGAACUUUAUGGGAGGUGCCGGAAGAGGAGCUGGAGGCAACCAAUGAUGUGGGUAUGGGUCCUCGAUAACACUGCACGAAGCGCAGCACGACCACCCGGUGUCCCGUAUGCGGUAAGUAAUUGAAUCCACAUCGAUGGCAGAGAACAGCACAGAAGCUUUCCUCCCUUUCCAGCUACUGAGUGUGCUGCUGGGUAUGAGAUUGUGUAGUGAAGGCGUGGAAGCCUCGUCCUUUUCGCACGUGCCGCAAUACCCCCUUCACACAACUUAAUGGUCGUGCUUCAGAGGACGGCAUCGAAGACGGUGCUCUCGAGCUAUAGCAAUGGACAAACAAGGCCAAGUAUUCACACACAAUGGCACUGGUAACGUUCAAUUUCGGGGGUUGCGUGCAUAUAGAAAUCUAC
Messenger RNA from Sphaerulina musiva SO2202, 1501 nucleotides. RefSeq lists its product as uncharacterized. Gene Ontology annotation, cellular component: TRC complex; membrane. The record is from RefSeq and is a predicted model, not a curated record. NCBI's taxonomy places the organism in Eukaryota, Fungi, Ascomycota, Dothideomycetes, Mycosphaerellales, Mycosphaerellaceae. The transcript is spliced from 2 exons. Gene Ontology annotation, molecular function: molecular adaptor activity; protein binding. Gene Ontology annotation, biological process: post-translational protein targeting to endoplasmic reticulum membrane. Bases 85 to 1146 code for a protein of 353 amino acids.